UGUCCAGUAGGAAAAUAUGGCAACAGUAACUGUGAUAGCAAUUGUGAUACAACCUGUGUUAAUAGCCUGUGUCAUUCUAACAGCGGCCAGUGUACAUACUGUGCGCCAGGAUUUUAUAAGUCCGGUAUUGUGUGUACAGCAUGUCCGACAAACUGUUUAAAUGACAUGUGUAAUGUGGAGUCCGGUGUUUGCUUAUCUUGCGCCAAUGGGUACCAUGGCAGCCAGUGUGACCAAUCAUGUUCUAAUAACUGUCAAGACAAACUGUGUGACCAAUAUAGCAGUGUGUGUAUAGGCUGUGAAGACCGUUAUUCCGGUCCUCUUUGUGUCGCCUGCUCCCCGAACUGUGUCGAUCCGGUCUGCGACAAAUCGUCUGGAAACUGCAUUCAAUGCCUAGCCGGAUAUCACGGUAGUACCUGUACUCAGACGUGUCCUACCAAUUGUAAAGACAACAUUUGUAUCCAAGAUAACAGGUUUUGUAUAGGAUGUGAACAAGAAUUUCACGGAAGCACGUGCCAACAAAGAUGUCCCAUCGCAUGUAAAGACAACACGUGUAGUCAGUUCAGUGGACAAUGUGAAG
Mizuhopecten yessoensis (Yesso scallop) is the source of this 577-nucleotide messenger RNA. Its product is annotated as scavenger receptor class F member 1-like. The transcript has 6 exons. NCBI's taxonomy places the organism in Eukaryota, Metazoa, Mollusca, Bivalvia, Pectinida, Pectinidae. The record is from RefSeq and is a predicted model, not a curated record. The annotation marks the transcript as partial.